This is a messenger RNA of Boleophthalmus pectinirostris (great blue-spotted mudskipper), 778 nucleotides long. RefSeq names its product heat shock protein 30D-like. NCBI's taxonomy places the organism in Eukaryota, Metazoa, Chordata, Actinopteri, Gobiiformes, Gobiidae. Gene Ontology annotation, biological process: response to heat; protein refolding. The record is from RefSeq and is a predicted model, not a curated record. Gene Ontology annotation, molecular function: protein folding chaperone. The transcript has 2 exons.
GUGAGCAGACACUUCCCUGAUCUGAGACAUCUCACUGAAGAUGCUGUACUCUUAUAGACCCCUCUCUGCCUGGGACCUGUCCCAGGACUUGUACAGGUGCGGCCUGUGGCCUGAUGUGAGGCUUCUGCACCAACAGAAGAACCAUCUGCUUCAGGAGCUGCAGCACAGUCUGCAGCUGAUGGAGGAGCCCAGGCUCCAGGACGCAUGUGUCCCUCAGCCCCUGUCCCUACAGCACACAGAGGGACAGCCCUUUGUCCUGAAGCUGGAUGCUUGCGGCUUCUCCCCAGAGGAGCUGAGUGUGGAACAGGGGAACGUGGUGCUGAGGGUCUAGGGCUGGACAGAGAAGAAGCAGCAGGAAAAUGGACGCUCAUCUCACUCACUGCAGCACUGGACACAGGAGCUGUCUCUACCUGAAGGACUACAGCCUGAAGAGCUGCACUGCUACAUGUCUCCAGAGGGGGCGCUCUACAUCCAGGACACCCCCAACACACGGAACACUGAGGGACACUCCAUAGCUGCCCAUCAAAAGGCUGCAGGAGGACAGGCUCAGGGUGACAGACACAGAGGGACAUGUGACACUGGACAUCAGCAGGACAGAGAACGCACCCUGAAGAGAUAUCGACUGGACUCUUUAAUACCCCUCUCUGCCUCGGACCUGUCCCAGGACUUGUACAGGUGCGGCCUGUGGCCUGAUGUGAGGCUUCUGCUCCAACAGAGGAACCAUCUGCUUCAGGAGCUGCAGCACAGUCUGCAGCUGAUGGAGGAGCCCAGGCUCUAG